Molecule: messenger RNA, 3918 nt
Organism: Ostertagia ostertagi
Lineage: Eukaryota; Metazoa; Nematoda; Chromadorea; Rhabditida; Trichostrongylidae
Source: the annotation of a GenBank genome assembly
AUGCGGAAACUCGUGAUUCCAAAGUACUACGGUCGUCCUUCUAUUGGUUUGGCUUUGUUCGGUUGUACGAAUCGACCGUUUUAUCACGUCUGCGUAUUCCCUGAUAGAGCUUUAGGAAGACGAUACGAGGGUAACAUUAUUGAGCAGAUGCGGAAACUCGUGAUUCCAAAGUACUACGGUCGUCCUUCUAUUGGUUUGGCUUUGUUCGGUUGUACGAAUCGACCGUUUUAUCACGUCUGCGUAUUCCCUGAUAGAGCUUUAGGAAGAAGAUACGAGGGUAACAUUAUUGAGCAGGUUGGAACAUUUGAUCCACUGCCUAAUACAAAAAACGAGAAGCUUGUAUCACUUAAUUUCGGAAGGUUGAAGUAUUGGAUUGGAGAAAGGAACGCUCACAUAUCCGUGCCCGUUCUGGAACUUCUUGGUUUAUCUGGAUUGUUUCCUAUUCAUCCGAAGACUUUUAUCAGAGCGAGACACAACAGAGAAUCUGCGUCAGCGCAAACCAAAGAAUUAGGAGCUGACAGUGCGGAAGCCACAGAGGUAGCUGACGGUGCAGAAGUCACAGAGGUAGCUGACGGUGCAGAAGCCACAAAGGUCAUUCCUACUUCACGCUUCUUCCUAGAAGUGUUUGCAACUAAAAUGCUAGUCUGUAUUGGGCUCAUAUUUUUCGAAAGCACACUAUUCUUAUUUUUUAUCAUUAUACGACUGUCCAUUUCUGAUAGAUGUUACAACAGCACGAAAAUCAACUUCGAGAACGAUUCUAGUGCAUCUGAUUCUAUAUAUACGAUUUUUGGUAUUUCUUCAAAAUGUGUGGAGAACUACGAACAAGAGUCGACAUUUGGUGCCGAUUAUGAUUAUCCCAUCUGUCCUACUGGUUUAGUUUCAGUUAACAUUACUCCCGUUGUUCGAAUUGACAACAGCAACCUGCUUCCUCACAUAGAGCUAAAUAUUUCUGCUAUCGUGUACGAUCGUGCGAAUUCCGUCACUAUUCGUCUGCAAUGCUUGCAUGCUCCAGAUGCCGAGGACAUCUAUUGUCAUGAUGCUGUGCGAAUGUCGCAUGAGGGAAAGUGGUUGUGGCCAUGCAGAGCUAUUGUUUUUCACGAGAAAGAUGCUGUAUCUAGUCCAAUUGUUUUUGGAUAUUCGUGCUUUCGGAUGUUCGGUCUUUCUCAGUACCUUGUCAACGUUACGAUAUUUCCUCAGCAGUGUAGAUCGAGCUUGCUGGUUACUUCUCCAUCAGAUUCCCAGCUGUCGCCGGAAAUUGCGGCAUAUUACGCUAACAAGGUGUCUCUUUUCGAGUUUUUUUUUGUUGGAAAACAUUGGACUCUUCACUGUAAUGCUUGCCAUCCAUCACCGUGUUUUAGAAUAUCUCUAGCCCAGACUGGUCACCCGUUAUUGAUUGUUGACUUUGGUGAUGAAGAUGGGCUUUGGUUACGUGUCGAGGGGCCACCAUCAUCGCAAGCUAGAAUCAUCACGGUAUCAAUAUUUGAGCGUCACCUUGAUAGCGUGCUUCGUCCACUCCAAUCUGUCAACGUUAUUCAUCCAUCUACAGGUUUCAAGUGGCGAAAUGUGGCUAAAGGGUCGUACGUUGUGUACGCAUAUAUUCCGCGGCAUGAUUGCCUGCUAAUUUGUGACGAUGUUCCAAUAAGCUCUGUUCCGUGUCGCCUUUGUGCACACACUGUCAUUAAUUUUACACUUCCUGCUGAUCGAGCAAGUUUAUCAUGGAAAGGAUUGCGUCGAAUGCGUGACUCGAGCUCUUCUAUUUUGUAUGCUCUGGCUUGUAUACUGUUCGGUGUAGCAUCGUGUAGCAUGCUAUACUUGUUUGUUUUACGAAGACGGGCACGACACACACCGGUGCAAGUGCGAGAAAUUGAGCUACAGGAGAAGCCUUUGGUUCUUAUACUAUCGCCAGAUGAUUGUGCUGAGCAUUCGGCAGUAAUACUUGCUCUUAGUCGGGUUCUUGAAAAACACGCAGAGGUCACAGUUCUUCUGGAUCAUCACGAGAUGAGUAGUUACGGGAGUGCACACGAACUGCACUUGAAUAAGUAUAUUAUUUGUCGUCUUCCUUAUUCUCCAGCGUCUCCUAAUCAAUUGAGUAUGUUAGGGCUCCCUGAAGUGGAAGUUCCAUCGGAUUUCCCUCGCUUGACUGCACUUAUUCAUUCGAUUGAUGGUGUAUAUGACCACCGAAUUCCAUGUGACUGUACUGCCUUAGAUGAAUUCAAUUGCGCUGUUGAGGCUAUGAUAGCAUUGAUGCAGAAGGAUGUAACUUGGAUGGGACGAAGGAUUUGUGCUGAGAACACUAACAUGGAGAACAGUGUUGAUGUAGUGGAAAUACCUGAAGGAGACGUCGUCAGACUAAAUACGGACCACGAGCGGGAGAAGGCAGCAGAAAUGUUUGGUCUUUUGCCACCGGAAGAAAAUGAGAUGAAUCCUACUAAAGUUGCUUCUAGGUGGCUGAUGACUCUGCAGAAUUUGCGCUAUUGCCGCCGGAUGAGGAUUGACGUUUAUUACUCUCGUGUUGUGAAGAACAAGGACGGUCUGCAAUCUAAAUAUUCCGAAAUUGGACCGAGUGUUUGCGAGGACACCUUCGCUGUUUCGGAUCACGUGAAAAGAAAUAAGAGAUGCAACGGGGUUGUGCGAUCGUGUCCGAAUUCGCCCAUUAAAAGAUGCCUAUUGGAAGAUGCAAAUGGCAAUAAGACCACAUGUGGGGAUGUGCAGAGUGGUGAACAGACUUGCCAACAUUGCAUCCCGGUAUCAUCAUCUGAAGAAAGUCAUUCAUGCGAAAAACAGCAGCGUCCUUCGGAAUCGAAUGCGAACAUCACACGAAGCCCAGUACCUUUGUUAGGAAAUUGCCGACCACCUCCGCGCAUAUUUCCAACUGACGUAUCUGAAGGCGGGCAGUCAGAGGAUAUAAGGGAAGAACACAUAUCACCUGAUGCAGACGGAUCGACGGAAUCCAGAGGGAACGAAAUUAGCUUGAAAGAGCAGACCACACCUAUCUUGUCCAUCGUUUCCACGCGGAGUAAAGAGAAAAUCAGAAAACCUCGUCGUGUUCUUCCGAAGGUUGGCUCCAAGGAGAGAAAAGAAAUUCUCGCCGAAGAUGCUAGGCGACGGAUGCGUGAUUCGGCAAAUAGGCACUCUUGCCCUUACUGCACCUACUCGGCCCCAUUUCCGAGCAAAGUCAAACGUCAUAUAAACAACAGACAUAGUGGGUCACACAUGUGCUCCAAAUGUGACAAACGUUUUGAUGAGUACUCUAAACUGCGGACGCAUGUCGCCACAGAACAUCCGGUAGUUCACCGUUGUCAUUAUUGCAAAUUUUCUCACAAGCUACUUGCUGAGGUUCGGAAGCACUGUGUCGCUAAUCAUCAGAAUGGUGUCCUGUGUACAGUGGCUGGCUGCAAUGUGCGCGUUGCAAGGAGACGCUUGAAAGAUCAUUUACGAACGAUGCACCCGGACAGCGUACCUUCCGCAUGUCCACGUGAUGUGCAUUCGAAGGUUUCUUCCGCAGAGGAUGCUUUGCACCUUAUGUGUCCCCACUGCGACUUCAUCACAAGUGAUUUGGAAGAUUUCAAUUCGCAUUUGAUGAACGUUCACGAGCGGGGAAUACUGUGUCCAAUGCCUGACUGCACUGUUCAUGUUUUACUGGGUGAUUUGGAAAACCACUUGCAUUCAGUCCACGAACAAACGGAUGACAGCCUUCGUGAAGAUUGUGGCGAUGUGCAGGAGUUGGACUCAACUAGUUGCUCAUCAAUGCCCGCACCCAUGUCAAAAAGAUUAGCUAGUUGCACAACGGCAUCGAUAUCAGAAUGUGCAUCUACGUCAAACACUUCAGACGAUCUCCCGUCAGAUUGCGAUGAACUUGAUGUUGCUGAAAAGCCGUCUUUUCCAAAAUUGAAAGGGAAUGCCAUUGGUCCACGAUAA